GCCAUGAAGGAGUGUAUCCACUAGGCGGUGAUGUUGUCUACGAGCUGGAGGGUGUGUGCGUUCCCGCAGCAACAGGGAAGAUGGCAGCUCUCACAUCUCUCACCCAGCUGUCAAGUGGAAACCCUGUGUACGAGAACUUUUAUAGACAGGUGGACCCAGGCAACACAGGGAGAGUCGGGCCCACAGAGGCUGCCUUGUUCCUGAAGACAUCUGGCCUUCCUGAUGUCACGUUGGGAAAGAUCUGGGAUUUGGCCGACCCAGAUGGGAAAGGAUUCUUGGAUAAACAGGGGUUUUAUGUAGCUCUGCGGCUGGUGGCCUGUGCACAGAGUGGACAAGACGUCAGCCUCAACAGUCUGAACCUCACUGUUCCUCCCCCCAAAUUUAAAGAUACUAGCAGCCCGUCCCUGAGCACGUCGUCGGCCUCUACUGAAGUCCACUGGGCUGUGCGGCCAGAAGAAAAGAGUAAAUUUGAUGGGAUAUUUGAAAGUCUUUCACCAGUCAAUGGACUACUCUCUGGUGAUAAAGUGAAACCAGUUCUAAUUAACUCUAAACUACCUCUGGAUGUGUUAGGGAAGGUUUGGGAUCUCAGUGACAUUGAUAAAGAUGGACAUCUGGAUCGUGAUGAGUUUGCCGUGGCCAUGCACCUGGUUUAUCGGGCUUUGGAGAAGGAGCCGGUCCCUCCCGUUCUCCCCUCCUCUCUCAUCCCUCCAAACAAGAGGAAGAAGUCGCUGGUGGGCUCCCUCCCUGGCACAGUGCCCAUGCUGCCCGCCAGCCCCCCACCUCCCAAGGACAGCCUGCGCUCCACCCCUUCCCAUGGCAGCAUGAACUCCCUCAACAGUGCCGGCAGCCUCUCCCCCAAACACACACUGAAGUCUGCCCAGCACUCUGUGAACUGGGUAGUCCCAGUGGCAGACAGGGGCCGCUUUGACGACAUCUUCCUGAAGACAGACUUGGAUCUGGACGGCUUUGUCAGUGGCAUGGAAGUCAAGGACAUCUUCAUGCACUCCGGCCUGCCCCAGAACCUGUUGGCGCACAUCUGGGCCCUGGCAGACACCAGGCAGAUGGGGAAGUUGACGCGGGAGCAGUUCUCUCUGGCCAUGCACUUCAUCCAGCAGAAAGUCACCAAAGGCACAGACCCGCCUCAGGCCCUCACCCCCGAGAUGAUCCCCCCUUCAGAGAGGGGCACGCCCGUGCCAGUGUGUACCACGCCCUCCCAUAGCAUGUCUGGCUAUAUGACUCCUGUGAGCUCUGAGAUGGCUGCUCUGUCUGAGAUGAGGCGGCAAAUAAUGUUCAAGUUAUGGGACAGCUCCAGUUCUGUUGGGUCAGGGUCAGAGUUCACUGGAAUCAAGGAGCUGGAUGACAUCAGUCAAGAGAUUGCUCAGUUGCAGAGCACGCUUGCUUUUACACACUGGAAUGCCCUCAGGGAGAAGUUCACCCUGGAGCAGGACAUCAGGGAGACAGAGGAGGCCAUCAGACACAAGACCUCAGAGGUUCAGGAGAUGCAGAAUGAUCUGGACAGGGAGACGGGCAGCCUACAGGAGCUGGAGGCUCAGAAGCAGGAUGCCCAAGAGAGGCUGGAGGAGAUGGACCAGCAGAAGGCCAAGUUGGAAGACAUGCUGAAUGAUGUCCGGAUCAAAUGUAACGAAGAGUCACAAAUGAUUUCAUCUCUUCAGAACCAGAUCCACACCCAGGAGACUGACUUACAGAGCCAGGAGGAGCAGCUGAGUCGGGCCAAGGCAGACCUGAACCGGCUGCAGCUGGAGGAGAGCCAGCUGGAACAGAGCCUGACUGCUGGGAAGUUCCAACUGGAGACCAUCAUUAAGUCCCUCAAAGCUACCCAGGAUGAAAUCAACCAGGCUCGUAGUAAGCUCUCUCAGAUCCAGGACAGCCAACAGGAGAUGACCAAGAGCAUAGAGCAGUACAACAGCACCCUGAACGGGGCCCACGGAGGCAGUAUGACCAACCUGGCUGACAUGAGUGAGGGGUUCCCCGACCGUGAGAAUGGAGGCUUCGGAGCCAUGGAGGACCCAUUCAAGGUGAAGACCUCGGUAUUCAACAGCGUCCCUCAAGAGAUGCAUACGGACCCCUUCCACUCUGAAGACCCCUUCAAGACAGACCCGUUCAAAGGUGACCCCUUCCAAAACGACCCUUUUGCAAAGCAGCCAUCACAACCGGCUGUGGCAGAUCUCUCUCUCCAUCCAGACCCAUUUGGCGGUGACCCCUUUAAAGAGGCGGACCCUUUCAAGGCCUCAUCUGAAGACUUCUUCAAGAAGAGCACAAACAAGGCAGACCCCUUUAGCACGCCAGACCCCUUUAGUAAAAGUGCCACCCUCCCGUCCAAGACUAGUCAUUUUGCCAGCAGUGCAGAUCCUUUCAUAUCCAUAAGCCCAAAACCCAGCAGAGGCCCAGGACCAGAUCUCUUUGGCACUCUGGACCCCUUUGGAAGCAGUACUGCUUUCGCAGGCAGUAACAGCUCAUUUGGUAGUAACUGUAACAGUGGGUUUGCAGACUUCAGUCAAAUGUCAAAGGUCAGAGACCCACUGGAAGGAAGAGCAGGUUUUCCAGAAUAUCAGCAGUCGGGGUUUGGGGACGACCCCUUCAGUAGGAAGCAGGACGGUCCAGCUUUGCCACCCAAGAAGAGCGUUCCGCCCCGACCCAAACCGCCCAGUGUGACAUCCACAGAAGAACGUUGUAAAAGCACUCCUGUCAACAUGCCUGGAGGAGCUGGAGAUUCAGCCAAACCCUGCGACCCCUUUCAGCCAUUCGGCAGUGACGCCGUCGACCCCUUUCAGAGUAAAAAGGGGGUCGGAGACCCCUUUAGUGGCAAAGAUCCUUUUGCCCCAUCUGCCUCAAGUAAAGCCUCUAAAGACUCUUCCUUGGGUUUUGCAGACUUCAGUUCUGACCAGAAAAAGUUAAGUUUGGAAAUGAGGCCCAGCAACUGGAAUGGGCAAAGCGGGAGAGCGAGCGAGCGGAGCGAGAGCGGCUGAAGAGGCUCCGCCAGCAGGAGCAGGAGGACUUGGAGCUGGCCAUCGCUCUCAGCAAGGCCGAGAUGUCUCACGGCUAACCUGGACACACACAGACAGUACAUAGAUAGGCACACCGACGCACGCAUAUAGACACACACGCAGGCGCUCUCCUACUAGCAUUAAUCGUACAACGCACACACUCACGACGUACUUCUAGGACUGGCACACGCCAUACCCCACACACUGUGAAUGACCCGGAGCUGGCUAUUUCCCCCAACACGUGACCUCCUCUUCGACCGCACACGCCACUGCCAUGACACACAUGCGCACGCUGUCUGAUACCCAACGCACAGAUGUGCACACGUCAACCCCAGACCGCACCAAACUGUCAAAAGCAAAAAAAAAAUAUAGCCGAACAGAACUUUUGGGGGUAGGCCUGAACCUAUGUGAAUUACCGCGGGAGGUUGGAGUUGGAUAUAAAAGUUGAAGCCGACCACCACGAUCGCUCCUGUAGUUUGAUGGGUGGGGAGAGUGGAACGGAGCACAGUUUGAAUGAACCGAUGCACUGCUUAAACGCACUAUGGAGGCUGGAUCAACGAGUGACGGUCAACAGGAGUACGUGUCUAUCUGGUGGGGGAGCACGGAUCCCCUCAAUGGACUGACUGGAGCUCUGACAGACUGGACGAGGAGAAUAACGGGAACACUGGGAUGCUUAUUAAGUUGAAGACAUUUUAGCGUGGGUUUAUUAUGUGAAUGUGAAGGCUCGCGGGAGCAUUGAUUGGGUGCUGGUCGUCUCUUGACUGGCUACUGCAAGUGUUAUGAGUGAGGGAGAGAGGCGUUUGCUUGGACCAGAACAAAUUGUACAGAUAUAUUUUCUUUCUUAGGGAGUGUGAGGUAGAUGCAAUGCUAUGAAAACAUUUGAUUGCUUCUUCAGCGUACAUAGGGAGGAGGAAUGAGUACUCCACUGUUCCUCCUCUGAAAGGUCAGUUAGGUUUCAAUGCUGUGAUGUUUCUUUAAACAACAAAAGGCUGGAUGAGGGAAAUUAAAAAGCCACUCAGGCCACAUGAUCGUCUGUCUGAAAUCUCCUUCCAAACGUAAAGAGUUGAAACAACUCGUUCUAAACUAUUGAAAGAGACAGAGCAGGUCCCAUUUAGACCAGGUGAGAUCAAUUUUGAAGGACAGCACGUUUUUUGGAAGGGGCUGGCGAUUUCAAUGUGGUCAUGUGACUAGAGGGAAACUUUAAAUUACAUUUUAUUAUGUUUUAUUGUAGAGGGUUAACAUGAAGAUAUUAUUUCAUUGUGAUAUGUGUUAUUUUAUUGUUUUAGACGUAUUGUUUACUGAAGUUUUGGUUCUGAAUGUUACGAGUCUGAUAAACCUACAAGCACAAGCUGCGAAGAGGUUAAAGAAUCUUUGGGCCUGUGGUUUUCUUAGCUAACCAUUAAGGAUAUGCAAGUUAUUUAGAUCAAGAGUUUCACAGCUUUUACUGGAAUAUUCAACUGUUUACGGUACAGUGUGUCAUAGUUUGUCACGACUUGUGCUCAACCACUUUGUUUUAGAGGCGUUGUCUUCUACUUGAACUCCCUGCCGAUGGUAUUGUCUGGCUAACUAAACCGGGUGGGUUUUACAUUGCAUUCAAACAUAAGCUUUUAAUUGAACCGAACAGAGAUGAUGAUGAUCAUAUUAGCUGAGGCCCUAAUCAUGUGUAAAGGACCGGUGCGCUCAUUGCCCCUGUGUUCUAUGUUCUCCUGUACUCAACUGUCUGUCCUAGUUGUGUCCAUGUCCUUUCAUAAGGUUUACUGUAAUGCCAUUAUUUCCCGUAUUAUUGGACUAGCUUAAUGAAAAAUCCUAUUCUGAGCCAUAUGGAAUGUAGUGAAAAUGUGUUAUUAUGGUUUCUUCCACUGAGUUGGGGAAGGACGUGAUGUGAGUUAGUUAUGCGUUAUGGGCAGUUAACUCUGCCACAAGGUCGAUGUAGCAUCCAUCUUUCCCUGACACAUAUGUGAUAAUGUUGCCAUAUUAUGUUUCUUUGCUGUAGUGGUUACAAGUGUAAAUGAACAUUCUCUGGUACUGACCUUUAAAAGUCUGUGGUGUUUUAAUCACAGGUCAGAUGCCCAAAUCUUUGGGUACUGAAUACUGCAGACCUUUCCCGGCAUGUCAUAACCCCUGUAGUGUGUCCUGAGUUUAGGGAUAAUGUCAUAACCCCUGUAGUGUGGCCUGAGUUUAGGGAUAAUAUCAUAACCCCUGUAUUGUCCUGAGGUUAGGGAUAAUGUCACAAACCCUGUAGUGUGUCCUAAGGUUAGGGAUAAUGUCGCAAACCCUGUAGUGUGUCCUAAGGUUAGGGAUAAUGUCAUAACCCCUGUAGUGUCCUAAGGUUAGGGAUAAUAUCAUAACCCCUGUAGUGUCCUAAGGUUAGGGAUAAUGUCACAAAACCUGCAGUGUGCCCUAAGGUUAGGGAUUAUGUCAUAUCCCCUGUAGUGUGUCCAAAGGUUAGGGAAAACCAACAAUGAGGAUGCUUGAAUUAUUCUGAGAUUCGGACAUGACUCUUUCUGUCCAUUUCUCAUUUCUUAUUCAGCAUCUUACUCCAUUCUUUGAUGUUGUCAUUGGUCUGACACUUGGGUUGGUGAAAGUCAGGGUUUCAUUAUGUUUCCCAUUCACCUAACACACCAGUCAGGUUAGGGAGGCAGGGUGGAAGGAUGCUUUUUGAGAGUAUUGAAACAUAAUCCACUGCCUAUUGCUCUCUACAUACUUACAACUCAUGCUGUAUUUUGUCUUUGAUACCUACAUUGUGCAAUAGAUUUAAUUUCUUAUUUUUCUCGUUGUUCAUGUGCUGAAAAUACCUGUGAAUUCAGUGGGACUUUUGAUAUGUCUAUGUUUUUCAUGUGUACCCACUGCCCUGGCUUGGUUGACUGUGAUCAUGCAUGUAGAGAUCCAUACAGAGUUGACUGUGGUCAUGCAUAUAGAGAUCCAUACAGAGUUGACUGUGGUCAUGCAUAUAGAGAUCCAUACAGAGUUGACUGUGAUCAUGCAUAUAGAGAUCCAUACAGAGUUGACUGUGAUCAUGCAUAUAGAGAUCCAUACAGAGUUGACUG
Esox lucius (northern pike) is the source of this 6052-nucleotide messenger RNA. RefSeq names its product epidermal growth factor receptor pathway substrate 15-like 1a (gene eps15l1a). The transcript is spliced from 28 exons. Gene Ontology annotation, cellular component: plasma membrane; cytoplasm; clathrin coat of coated pit. The record is from RefSeq and is a predicted model, not a curated record. NCBI's taxonomy places the organism in Eukaryota, Metazoa, Chordata, Actinopteri, Esociformes, Esocidae. Gene Ontology annotation, molecular function: cadherin binding; calcium ion binding. Bases 81 to 2987 code for a protein of 968 amino acids. Gene Ontology annotation, biological process: endocytosis; endosomal transport.